AUGUCUGGUGUCAGCUACGAUGCCGAGGGGCCUCCUUUUGGUCCCAUUGUCAACGGCACGCAGAUUGUCUUUUACCACUAUCUUCCAAGCCAAGAGGCAGGCUGGACUUUUGUUGUCAUAUUCGGACUGGCUACGCUUAUUCAUAUAUUCCUGCUGUUCAAGUUGCGCGCUUGGCACUUUCUGCCGCUCAUCCUGGGCACCAUCGGCGAGGCGUUCGGCUACUAUGGACGAGUGAUGGCCCACAGCCGUCCGAACGUCGCUGGUCCCUUCAUCAUCCAGAACCUCCUGAUACUGGGCAUGGCCCCGCUCAUCGCCGCCACAGUGUAUAUGAGCCUCAGUCGAGUGAUCAAAGCGCUCGACCUCCGCGAGCACCUUCCGAUCAGUCCAAGGCUCACGACGGCGUUCUACAUCAUUGUGGACAUUGGGUGUUUUGUCACCCAAGUGUUCGGUUCAAUCAUGCCGGCAUCCGGUGACCCCCAGGGUAUCGCGCUGGGCAGGAACCUCAUCAUCGGCGGGCUGAUCGCGCAGCUCGUGGCGCUGUCCCUCUUCACGUUUUCCAACCUUCACGCCCACCGCUGUGCUAAGAGACUGGCGAUGGUGAAGGUCGGAGGACCAAUUCCACUGAACGGCUCGCGAUACUUCGCGGCCAGCUACGUCGCGACUCUAGCCAUGUUGACUCGGGCGUUGGUCAGGGGUGUCGAGUACUUGCAGGGCGGCGAUGGCGUCGUCAUGAGCCACGAAGUCUUCCUGUAUCUGUUUGACGCCGUUCCUAUCACCCUGAUUCUGGUUCUUUACAUGUUUAUUCACCCAGGACGACUGGUCAGGGAGGCCGGCAAGAAGAGUUGGGGCAUGGAGUUGUUGGAGUCGAGGCACUGA
This is a messenger RNA of Verticillium dahliae VdLs.17, 876 nucleotides long. RefSeq names its product RTA1 protein. Gene Ontology annotation, cellular component: membrane. NCBI's taxonomy places the organism in Eukaryota, Fungi, Ascomycota, Sordariomycetes, Glomerellales, Plectosphaerellaceae. The record is from RefSeq and is a predicted model, not a curated record. The coding region runs from base 1 to 876 and encodes 291 amino acids. The transcript is spliced from 2 exons.